AGGAACGCAGGAAAGGAGCCACCAACGACACCACCAGCCAGAAAACCGCCACAGCCGCUUUGGAUAUCUUCAACGGAAUCAAAGAGCAACUUUCAAGUUGCCCCGAACGCACCCGCGUCCUCUGCCGAACUGUAUGGGGGACCCUGUCGCUGUCCCUUAGCACAGCGCUACAAGCGGCGAGCAUCGAGGACGCUCGAGGCGAUCCCGAUCCAGGCGGAGGCGGAGGUGGUCCAGGUGGUGUUGGCGCCGGCGUAGGCGGUGGAGGUGGAGGCGGGGGCGGCUCUGGUCGCUUUGCCACCAUAAUGGGUGCUGUCAAGUCGCGUUCCAUCACCAGCGCCGAUGUGGACGCCGAUGUGGAUCCCCAUCAUCCUCAUGUCCACUCGAUGCUGCGCAACAAUGGCCAUUCGGCCUCCAGUGGCAGUGGCACGUUGCAGAAGCAGGAUCUGCGCUAUGACAUCGGCUGCAGUUCCCAGUACCAGCAUGUCCGCCAGCCGAGCCUGAGGAGUCGGAGCCAACAGCCCAUGCCCACCACGGAUGAGCUGGACAGGCGGUUUGCCAAAGUUUUGGCUUCGAUGGAUCUGCCACCGGAUAAGGCAAAAUUGUUGCGAAACUACGAUGACGAGAAGAAGUGGGACAUGAUUUGCGAUCAAGAAAUGGUGCAGGCCAAAGAUCCACCCUCACAUUACUUGAGUAAACUGCGAACCUACCUGGACCCCAAGGCCUCGCGCAGUCACCGGCUUUACCUCUUCUACUUUCUUUGUCAGAAGCGGAAAAUGGUCGGCGAGUCAACGUCGACCCAGGUGCUCCGGGAUCUGGAGAUCUCGUUGCGCACCAAUCACAUCGAGUGGGUGAAGGAGUUCCUGGACGACACCAACCAGGGGCUGGACGCCCUCGUCGACUAUCUCAGCUUCCGGCUGCAGAUGAUGCGCCACGAACAGCGCCUCCAGGGGGCGUUGUGUGCCUCCGAGGAGAUUCAGUAUCUCACCAGCGGUGGUGAUGGCAGCGAGAUCGUCCUGGGCGGCAACAGUAGUUCCAUUAGUCCGGGCGGUGGUGGAGGGGGAGCCCUGGCACAUGGCGGCAAUGGCCUGGCCAAUGGCUCCCUGCUGAUGGACUCGCGUCACCAGCCGCAUGGGCAGCAGUCGCUGUCCUACGGAUUCCUGCGACCAGCCCUGCCGGACGCGCUGGACAGUCCCAGUCUGAAGCGGCGGUCGCGGCACAUCGCCAAGCUGAACAUGGGGGCGGCCACCGACGACAUCCAUGUGUCCAUCAUGUGCCUGCGGGCCAUCAUGAACAACAAGUACGGGUUCAACAUGGUCAUCCAGCACCGGGAGGCGAUCAACUGCAUCGCCCUCAGCCUCAUCCACAAGUCGCUGCGGACCAAGGCCCUGGUGCUGGAGCUGCUGGCGGCCAUCUGCCUGGUGAAGGGCGGGCACGAGAUCAUCCUGGGCUCGUUUGACAACUUUAAGGACGUGUGCCAGGAGCAGCGGCGCUUCCAGACCCUCAUGGAGUACUUCAUGAACUUCGAGGCCUUCAACAUCGACUUCAUGGUCGCCUGCAUGCAGUUCAUGAACAUCGUGGUCCACUCGGUGGAGGACAUGAACUACCGGGUGCAUCUGCAGUACGAGUUCACGGCCCUGGGCCUGGACAAGUACCUGGAGCGGAUACGGCUGACCGAGUCCGAGGAGCUGAAGGUGCAGAUAUCCGCCUAUCUGGACAACGUGUUCGAUGUGGCCGCCCUGAUGGAGGACUCGGAGACGAAGACGGCGGCCCUGGAGCGGGUGCAGGAGCUGGAGGAUCAGCUGGAGCGGGAGAUCGAUCGCAACUCCGAGUUCCUGUACAAGUACGCGGAGCUGGAGUCGGAGAACAUAACCCUGAAGACGGAGCGCGAGCAGCUGGCGAUAGUGCGCCAGAAGCUGGAGGAGGAGCUCACCCUGCUCCAGCGCAUGCUGCAGCACAACGAGCAGGAGCUCAAGAAGCGGGACACCCUCCUCCACACCAAGAACCUGGAGCUUCAGACGCUGAGUCGCUCCCUGCCGCGUUCCGCCUCCAGUGGCGAUGGCUCCCUGGUCAACGGUGGCGGCCUCUUGGCCGGCUCCACCUCAGGAACAUCCAGCUUGGCGCCACCACCACCUCCACCACCGAUGCCCUGUUCGCCAGUGGCAUCGGCUGCCCCGCCACCACCACCACCGCCAGCUCCACCGGCGCCACCGCCGCCGCCCAUGAUGCCCGGACUGAGUCCGAUGGUCAGUCCCAAUGGCAGCAUGACCUCGACGGUGCCCUCGCCCCCGCAUGCCACGCCCUCGCUCAGCUCCUUCCAUCCGCCGCCACCGCCUGCAGCCGGCUUCAUGCCCGCUCCCGACGGCGCCAUGACCAUCAAGCGCAAAGUGCCCACCAAGUACAAGCUGCCCACCUUGAACUGGAUAGCUCUGAAGCCGAACCAGGUGCGCGGUACCAUUUUCAACGAGCUGGACGACGAGAAGAUCUUCAAGCAGAUCGACUUCAACGAGUUCGAGGAGCGCUUCAAGAUCGGCAUCGGUGGCGCCCUCCAGAACGGCAGCAGUGGCACGGAGGUGGAUGGAUCGCUGCAGUCCAGCAAACGCUUCAAGAGGCCCGACAAUGUCUCCCUGCUGGAGCACACGAGGUUAAGAAAUAUUGCAAUCUCCCGUCGAAAGCUGGGCAUGCCCAUCGACGAUGUCAUCGCUGCCAUACACAGUCUGGACCUGAAGAAGCUGUCGCUGGAGAACGUCGAGCUGCUGCAGAAGAUGGUGCCGACGGAUGCCGAGGUCAAGUCGUACAAGGAGUACAUCAUCGAGCGAAAGGACCAGCAGCUGCUCACCGAGGAGGACAAGUUCAUGCUGCAGUUGUCCCGCGUGGAGCGCAUCUCGUCCAAGCUGGCGAUUAUGAACUACAUGGGCAACUUUGUCGACAGUGUCCAUCUCAUAAGUCCACAAGUGCAAUCGAUAGCCGGAGCUUCCAACUCCCUGAAACAGUCGCGAAAGUUCAAGGCGGUCUUGGAAAUAGUCCUGGCCUUUGGCAACUACUUGAACAGCAAUAAGCGAGGACCCGCCUACGGCUUCAAGCUGCAGUCCCUGGACACCCUGAUCGACACGAAAUCCACGGACAAGCGGUCCUCCCUGCUGCACUACAUUGUGGCCACCAUUCGGGCCAAGUUCCCGGAGCUGUUGAACUUCGAGAGCGAGCUUUAUGGUACGGAUAAGGCUGCCUCGGUGGCCCUGGAAAAUGUGGUGGCGGAUGUCCAGGAACUGGACAAGGGCAUGGAGCUGGUGCGCAAGGAGGCGGAGCUGCGGGUGAAGGGCGCCCAGACGCACAUCCUGCGCGACUUCCUCAACAACAGCGAGGACAAGCUGAAGAAGAUCAAGAGCGAUCUGCGCCAUGCCCAAGAUGCCUUCAAGGAGUGUGUGGAGUACUUUGGUGACUCCUCCCGGAAUGCCGAUGCGGCGGCCUUCUUCGCCCUGAUCGUUCGCUUCACAAGAGCGUUUAAGCAACACGACCAGGAGAACGAACAGCGUCGAAGACUGGAGCAGGCAGCUGCUCUGGCCGCCUCGAAGAAGGAGAGCGACCAGGUGCUCAUGCGCAACAAGGUUAACCAGAAGAAGCAGCAGUUGCCCUCAACCUGCGCGCUCUCCUUGCAGGACGCCGUCAUCAAUGAGCUGAAGAGCAAGGCGCACUCGGUGCGGGAGAAGAAGCUGCUGCAGCAGGACGAAGUCUACAACGGUGCCCUCGAGGACAUACUGCUGGGCCUGAAGAGUGAGCCGUAUCGGCGGGCGGAUGCAGUGCGUCGGUCGCAGCGCCGUAGGAUCGACAAUAACCGGCUGUCGCGGACGCUGGAGGAGAUGGAUUGCUAGACUAGGGCGACCACUAAUAUUGGCAACGAAAAUCGAACGGAGAACGACUGGAGUGGAUUAGAGAGUUACUGCAAUAUGUGAUUGGGCGAUUAAA
Drosophila bipectinata is the source of this 3960-nucleotide messenger RNA. It is a transcript of the gene Frl, whose product is annotated as formin-like protein. Gene Ontology annotation, molecular function: actin filament binding; small GTPase binding. Gene Ontology annotation, cellular component: cytosol. The record is from RefSeq and is a predicted model, not a curated record. Gene Ontology annotation, biological process: regulation of cell shape; cell migration; cortical actin cytoskeleton organization. NCBI's taxonomy places the organism in Eukaryota, Metazoa, Arthropoda, Insecta, Diptera, Drosophilidae.